Leptosia nina is the source of this 798-nucleotide messenger RNA. NCBI's taxonomy places the organism in Eukaryota, Metazoa, Arthropoda, Insecta, Lepidoptera, Pieridae. The record is from the annotation of a GenBank genome assembly.
AUGGCGACCCGAUGUUUUCUUUUGAUAUGCUUCGCUAUCACGACGCUAGCUGAACCAACUCCAGGGAGGAUCCCCAAGGUGUACAAUGCUCUGAUCACUUCGAACCAGAAUCUGGAACCAAGCAAGGCCUACCCAGUAUACCAACCAGUACUACGCAGCGCUGCCUUUCCGUUUCCACUGCAGCCAGUCUUUUAUGGGGACUUACCUUUGACAAAUCAUUUACUGCCGCCACCCGCUGCAUUGCCGCCAUCAGCCGUUCCAAAGGAUUCAAUCUCUAAAGAAGAAUUACCUCCACAAUCCUCUGAAGAACCCAAUGAAACACAAAAAGAAAUUCCGGAAGCACCGAACCCACAACCUGACAGCAACCAAGGAACAGAAGCACCACCACCGCCACCGAAAACCGAAUCUCCAAUACCGCUCAAUGAAUUCGGCUUACCUCCCCAGGUUCUGCCUUUAGGAAACUUCGGUUCCGGAUACGAGUUCACACAGAUAAAUACAUUCCCCUAUUCCUACCCGGGCUUGCGUUUCUAUGACUCUUACGAUCCCUUCUUAUUUAACCCUUACGCCAAUUUCCCCUUGUACCGACCUCUCCCAAAUGUAUUAGCUCCUCUGCCACCAGUUUCAAUUCCCAAGGAAGCUCCAAAGCCGUCACCGGCCCCGGAAAGCCCUGCUCCAUCACAACCGCCAUCAGAACCUAGCGAUCUAAACAUUCUUAACUACUCUUCGAAGGAUCCGGCUAUUCCUAAUGUACCACCACCACCAUUGCCUCAAGGAGGACUAAAACCUGAUGCUGCAUAG